Messenger RNA from Corticium candelabrum, 1962 nucleotides. RefSeq names its product targeting protein for Xklp2-like. Gene Ontology annotation, cellular component: spindle; microtubule. Gene Ontology annotation, biological process: regulation of mitotic spindle organization; activation of protein kinase activity. The coding region runs from base 45 to 1820 and encodes 591 amino acids. NCBI's taxonomy places the organism in Eukaryota, Metazoa, Porifera, Homoscleromorpha, Homosclerophorida, Plakinidae. The transcript has 9 exons. The record is from RefSeq and is a predicted model, not a curated record.
CGCGAGUUUGAAGUGUCCAUGCUCAGCAGCUCAAGCUUUGGACGAUGAUAGACCCAAAAUUCGAGUACGACGCUCCUAUGAUUUACGACUUCACGAACGUAGAAGGCGACGGAAUCCAAGGCUCCCAAAUCCAAGGCGACCAAAGCGCCGACAAAUGGUUUGACUUGCAGUUAAAAGAUUCUCCUUCACUACGAUUUAGUGACGAUUUCAAUGCACAAUCGGCAGCAACAGCUGCCGCAACGACGAUAAAUCCAACAUCCAGCAACCUCGUGACGUCACUAGCAGAGUGGAGACAACCUCAAAGGAUGAUUGUUGAUAAGAGUCAACCUGGGCCAUUACCAACCAGAAAGUCUAGUGAAAGACAAGACAGUCUACAACAACCACCUAUGCGUCCUCAACGCAAUGCAAAAAGAAAGUCCAAGAAACCGGUCAUUGUAUUGCCUAAUAGACAAUCUCAAUGUAAAAAAACUACAGAGGACAUUGAGCUAGAACGAAUUUGUCAUAUGCAACAGGAGACAAAACAGAAAAUAGAGUUGUCAAGAGCAUCACAUGAAAUAGUUAAGAAGAGUCAAGCCUUUGACAGAACGGAGGAGCAAAAAAGCAGUUGCACGACAAUUCCGCAACCCUAUAAUCUCAGAUCAGCCAGCAGAAAACGACUGGCAGAACAAAAUGAACAACUUGGGGAACCAAAGAGAAAAUUUCUCUCUUUUGCAGCAGAAGUCGAACGAUUUCAGAAAGCUACCCCAGUAAGAUUUCGAACUAAAUCCACACGGGACCUCAAGAAAGGACCGAUGCGGCUAAAAUUAGAAGUAAAGACAUGUGUCGUGCCUAAGUCACCUCAUCUAAUAACAAGACAGAGAGCCAGAGUGAUGAGAAUGGAAAGCACGGCUGAUAGAGAAGAGAAAGAGAUUCAAGAAAGUGGUCACGUGUUCAAAGCUACAGCUCUCAAUCCAAACAUAAUCAAGCGUCAGGGACAAUAUGGUUUGCCACAGAAACAAGAAAUUCCUAUUACAGUUCCAACAGCAUUCCAUUUUGAAACCAGAGUACGAACACGUCAGGCUGAGCCAGUCACCACCAAAACUCAAGAGCCAAUAGUGGCUCAACCCAUGCCAGACAUGAGUCAAGUGUUCAAACCUGUUUUGACACAUAAAAUUACAAUGAUUGAGCCAUUCAAAUUUGAAGGUAAAUACACUGACCCUGCUGUUGUGAGGGAACAACUCAGUCAAGCAGAAGAUAAGAAAUUACAAGAAGAAAGACAGUUUCACGCCAACCCUGCACCAAAUCUUUUAAAUCAAUUUGUACCGAAGAAAACAGACAAGCCAAAUAUUACGGUACAACAAUCAUUUCAACUGAAGACUGACAGUCGUGGUGAAGAAUAUGCUAGGAAGUGGAUGGCACAGCUGAAAGCUGAAAUGAAUGAAGACAAGGCGAGGAGACAGUUCAAGGCACUUCCUUGUGACGUGAUCUACGAAGUUCCAUUCCAGCCAGAGCAUGAAAACAAGCCUGUGAAGACACCUCUUGAUGUUGUGUUGAAUACAGAUCUAAGAGCCAAGCAGCGGCAAGAGUUAGCACAACGCAAACGACAACAAGAACUAGAAAAUGAACAGAUCGAGAAAGACAGAGCAGCAGAAAAAGAACGGGAAGAACGAGAGGCUUUGAGAGAGCUUCGAAAUCGAAUGGUCCACCGAGCUCAGCCAAUUCCGGAGUACACUAAGUUUGUUGUUCAUCCGAGUUUAGCGCCUCCAACGGUUCCGAAAGCUCCGAACUUCCACACAGACGGACGCAGUAAGGGGCGGCAGAAUGAUGCUGGACACGCAUAGGGAAGGGGGUUUAGUGUAUGUUUAUCACAUUACCUGUAGUGUGUUGUUAUCCAUUGUGUAGUUACUAUAGUUUGUGUUGUUGCCAAAUGUUUGGAAAACUGUUUACAUAAUAUAAUGGCCACUGGCACCAAAUUAUAGAUGA